Molecule: messenger RNA, 2401 nt
Organism: Brachypodium distachyon (stiff brome)
Lineage: Eukaryota; Viridiplantae; Streptophyta; Magnoliopsida; Poales; Poaceae
Product: probable folate-biopterin transporter 2
Exons: 5
Coding region: 559-2181 (540 amino acids)
Source: RefSeq, a predicted model, not a curated record
AAAAAAUUAAGACGAAAAACAGGUCAAACGGCUACCCUCCACGCCCUUCCCCCAAAUCCCGAAGGAUUCUCCCAUUUUCUUAGGACUUCCUCGCCUCCGCUGUUCCUCCCAUAAUCUCUUCGUUCCUCAGCUCUUCUCUUGUUUUCGACAUCCAAUGUUUGAUGUUUGUUGUACGCUACGCUAUUCGUAUUUGGCUGCUCGAGCAGUAUGAACCAAUCUAGUGCGACUUUGUCCAAAUUUCUCUCUCGCUAUUUUCCCCUCGGGUGACGAAAGGUUCAAGCAGCUCUUCGAUUCGAUGUUCUUGCACAAGCCCUGACAUUUUCUUGGGUUUUGUAAGAAGCUAGGAUCGAUAGAGAUGCACCUAGCUCCCAGCUCCGAUAUUUUUGCAGUCUCUACGGCGCUUAGGAAUCAAGAAACCCCAAAUCUGUUCUUGCACAUACAGCGCCAAGCUCCAGAUUCAGCUUGGAGCAAUUCGAGGAGAGAGAACGUAGAUUCCAAGCUUUAGCGUGCGAUCUCGAAGCGCCCGUUGAAGAUCUCGCGGGAGAGCAUCCGAGAGAAAUGUCGCCUCGGCCGCCCGCCGACGAUCUCCCCGAGGACAAGGGGGGCAGCAAAGAGGACGCCAGUGUCUUCAUCGAUGACGCCCGGGGGCCGCCGCCGCCGGCGCAGGGCGGGGCCGGCUGGACGCCGUCCCCGGUGGCGUGGUUCCGGAUGCUGGUCAAGGAGCUGCACUGGAGCUUCGUGCUCGGCGUGGUGGCGACGUACGGCGUCAGCCAGGGGCUCGGGGGCGGCAUCACGCGCGUCGCGUCGGACUACUACUGGAAGGACGUGCAGAAGGUGCAGCCGUCGGCGGCGCAGGUGUACCAUGGCGUCACGUCCAUCCCGUGGUUGAUCAAGCCGCUAUGGGGCCUGCUCACCGACGUGCUCCCUGUUGCCGGCUACCGGCGCCGGCCGUACUUUGUCCUUGCAGGCAUAAUGGGAGUGAUUGCGAUGCUUAUAGUAUCUCUUCACAGCAAGCUUCAUGUAUUUUUCGCAUUGUUGGCAUUGAUGUCUGGGAGUGCAAGUGUAGCAAUAGCUGAUGUAACUAUCGAUGCCUGUGUGGCUGAAAACAGUCUAAUUCACCCUCAUCUUGCUGCUGACAUGAUAAGCUUAAAUGGAUUCUGUGCAUCUGUUGGAGGUCUUAUUGGAUUCUCAAUAAGUGGUUUUCUUGUACAUGCAAUUGGAUCUCAAGGAGCCCUUGGCAUGUUAACUAUACCUUCUGCAUUGGUAAUUUUAGCUGGGAUGCUGCUAAAGGAUGUCCAUAUCCCUAACUUUCCAUACAAGCAGGCUCAUAUGAAGUUUGUAGAAGCCAGUGGAAAAAUGUUAACGACCUUAAGAUGCCCUGAAGUAUGGCGGCCAUGUUUUUACAUGUACAUGUCUCUUGCUCUGAGUGUGGACAUUCAAGAAGGAAUGUUCUACUGGUACACAGAUCCAACCGCAGGGCCAUCUUUUUCCGAGGGAUUCAUUGGGUUUAUCUUUGCAAUUGGGUCAGUGGGAUCUCUUGUUGGAGUUAUACUUUAUCAAAAUAUUCUCAAGGACUAUUCUUUUCGCAGCCUUCUUUUUUCAAGUCAAUUACUACUAAGCCUGUCGGGAAUGCUUGAUCUGAUCUUGGUACUUCGUCUAAAUCUAAAAUUUGGCAUACCUGAUUACUACUUCGCGGUGAUUGAUGAGGGGGUCGCCAAAAUGAUCAACCGACUCAAAUGGAUGCCUCUUUUGGUGCUAAGCUCAAAACUUUGCCCACCUGGCAUCGAGGGCACAUUCUUCGCGCUGCUCAUGUCCAUUGACAAUAUUGGCCUGCUAUCAGGAUCGUGGGCUGGUGGGUUGCUCCUUCAUCUGUUGAAAAUCACAAGAACAGAAUUCAAAAACCUCUGGGCUGCGAUUCUAAUUCGAAAUGUGCUGAGGCUACUACCAUUGGCACUGUUGUUCUUGGUGCCGAGAAGUGACCCGAAUUCUAUCCUCCUGCCAGCUGAUUUGCUGACUGAGGAUGAUGAAGCUGGAGCUCGCCAAGUAGCGACUGUUGAGUUAGCUUCUCUUACCGUGGACGCGAAUCGCACUAAUGGUUCGCUCCAAGAGUCCAAGAAUCAGGAGCAUCUUGAUGUAGAACGUGAAGACGAUGAGGCUUCACUACUUGCCAACAGGAGUUGAUGAAUCGCAUACACGGAUUAUUAAUUUUUUUCUCCUCCAUUACACAAACAAAUACGGAGUAGUUAAAAGGAUUGGAAAAUCACAUCACGUUGUUUGUUCAUGUUGUUGUAUUCAUUCGUUUUACAGCAGGGUAGUAAAUCUUUGAAUGUUAGAUACAGAUAACUCCCUCUUUAUAUAUCUUUUUUUGGCUAAGUCCUGGAACUGUAUGAUAUUAUGAGCU